AUGCGUGGCCUCAGCAUUGAACAAUCUCAGCAGGCUCAGGGGACUUCUGGAUCGCAAAGGCCACCAGACACCCAGCAGCAAAACGCCCCUACACCUCCACCCAACGCCCAGCCAUCAUCUGCCGCCAACAAAGAUAAUCCGUCUCCCCCCCAGCAGUGA
This is a messenger RNA of Puccinia graminis f. sp. tritici CRL 75-36-700-3, 159 nucleotides long. RefSeq lists its product as uncharacterized. Lineage: Eukaryota; Fungi; Basidiomycota; Pucciniomycetes; Pucciniales; Pucciniaceae. The transcript has a single exon. Bases 1 to 159 code for a protein of 52 amino acids. The record is from RefSeq and is a predicted model, not a curated record.